GAUCACCGGUUCGCUCUUUCCGGGGACGGUAGUUUUAAUACUCGAGCCUGCAACUUGCAAGUAGAUCGGGAUCAUGGAAAAAGAGAGAGAAUCCAACCCAGUGGGGUCGCUACUGGCAGCCGCUCGGGAAGUGUAUAAAAGGGUUUAUGGCGGGGAAGAUCCUAAAAUUGCAGUGUCGGCGCCCGGAAGGGUAAAUUUGAUCGGAGAGCACACCGAUUACAAUCAAGGUUUCGUGCUGCCUAUGGCCAUACAGAUGAGAACAGUGGUAGUUGGGAGUCCAAGGGAAGAUGGAAUAAUAUCCAUAACUACGACUGCAGAGGAAGCGGAAGAGCCUAAAACUGUGCACUUUCCAGUCCCAAAGGAAGAUGAUUCCUUGAAACCCGGAGAACCUCGCUGGGCUAAUUAUGUAAAAGGGGUUAUCCAGCAUUAUAAAGCUGGCCCUCUCCCAGGCUUUGAUGUUGUGAUCGAGAGUAAUGUACCAAUAGGUGGUGGUCUCUCAAGUUCAGCCUCCUUAGAAGUGGCCGUGUACACCUUCCUGCAGCAGCUCUCCUCUGAUGACAGAGAUCCAGUUACUAAGGCACUGGUGUGCCAGAAAGCGGAACACACAUUUGCAAUGAUGCCUUGUGGUAUCAUGGACCAAUUUAUCUCCGUGAUGGGGAAGGAAGGACAUGCCUUGCUGAUAGACUGCAGGUCCUUGGAAACUCGCCUGGUCCCUUUGACUGACCCAGACUUAGUUGUUCUCAUCACCAACUCCAAUGUACGACACACUUUGACAGGCAGCGAGUAUCCCACACGUCGGAGACAGUGCGAAGAGGCAGCCAAGUUGCUGGGAAAGGCAAGCCUGAGAGAAGCCACCAUGUCAGACUUAGAGGGUCUACUGGAUGACUAUGAAGUUAGUUGUCCAGAAUUAGAUGAGCUGGUAGCUGCUGCCAUGGAAGUACCUGGAGUUUAUGGUAGCAGAAUGACUGGUGGUGGUUUUGGAGGUUGCACUGUAACUCUUCUUGAGUCUGGAGCUGCAGGAAAAGUUCUGAAACAUAUCAAGGACAAAUACAACAGGACAGCGACAUUCUAUUUCACAAAACCUGCUGAUGGAUCUAAAGUGCACCUCCUGUCUUGAAAGCUCUUCCGCCUGGUCUAUAGGAUUCACUGCUGUACUAAGAAAAGCAUGACGCUUUGGGACAGCCUCCCUGGACAUUAGCUUGGAGCAAAGACUUGACUUCUUCCAUAAAAGGGAGCAUCAGUCACAGAUCAGUGAAGUCAUUGAAAACCUGUGUGCGCACACAGAUGUUUUUUUCUUUCAACCAAGAGCCCCAAAGAGAUUUUUUUUGUCUCCUUUACAAGACAGUUUGGGACACAAAAUUUCCUUUUCAGUGAAACACUGUGAUGAGUUUGAGUAAAUAGUCCUUGAUUUCUGCAUACAAUUUUCUAUGAGAAGUUCCUUCAACAAUCUGGAUGGAAAUACUGGGGCUGAGAAAGUCUGGCAUAAACUCCACAGCUUCAAAGCAAUUCCCUUUUUAAUCUUCCUAAGUAGAGACUAAUGGAAAUAGGCUUUCUUCUUUACAUUGUGCUCUAAGUAUUGCUUCUAUUCUUUCCUUCCUGCUUACCCAUUAAUGAGCCAUCUUCCAAUAGUAAAUUAUCCACUAAACAUCUCUUGAAUAGAGUCACUUUGCGAUGAGUUUCUCCAUUGCAUUCCAUAUUAUCAUUUGUUAAUGACAAGGACAGGCUGGUGUGAGAUAAUACCCUCAACCCAUGUAAUUGGUAUAGCUAAGUGUUGUGGUAGAAAAUGACAACUGUAGUCAGUCACAGUGAAGUCAAAAUAAAACAGGCAUCAUAAUAUCUAUGAGAUGAUGUGAUUGUGUAAUUGCAUCAUGACUUUUGAUGCAAAGUUGUGUCAUUGUAUGAUGCCAUGAUGCAUAUAUCUUUUGUCUCCCCUCCCUCUGCCCAAACUCUGAUCCAAUGGACAUACAUAAUAAUCUAAAUUAAGUAAAAUUUACAAUAAUGAUAACCUUUUUUGCAAUAAAAUGUAUGAUUGUCACCUUAAAGUAAUUGGCUAUGCUCUCUUGUAUGAGACCUUCAUGUGGUUAAUUGGUUUUCAUUUUAGCAUGAUAUUGAUCCAGCCGUGAUUUGUAAACCUCAGUUUAUUAUAACCAAUGUUAUGUAUAAGCACAAUGUCUUAAUAAAUCAGGGUUAAACACAUCAUGGAUUAGUAAUGUGUAAGCCCAGCCAAUACCUGGUUAACAUCAACUGCUCAUUAACCAGAUUUUAAAUUAUCAAAUACCUAGCCUGUGUU
Protobothrops mucrosquamatus (brown spotted pit viper) is the source of this 2290-nucleotide messenger RNA. RefSeq names its product galactokinase 1 (gene GALK1). NCBI's taxonomy places the organism in Eukaryota, Metazoa, Chordata, Lepidosauria, Squamata, Viperidae. Gene Ontology annotation, molecular function: galactokinase activity; ATP binding. Gene Ontology annotation, cellular component: cytosol; cytoplasm. The record is from RefSeq and is a predicted model, not a curated record. The coding region runs from base 74 to 1117 and encodes 347 amino acids. The transcript is spliced from 8 exons. Gene Ontology annotation, biological process: carbohydrate phosphorylation; galactose metabolic process.